AUGGGUGUCGGUCGUCGCAUGAAGAAGCAAGGUCCGCCUGAACCAUUGGACGAAUCUCUCGUUACACGGAAGCGAAAGGAUGCGCCGCCUGCUGCGGUCCCCGAGCGAACGAAGAGGAGCAGGACAGAUGCGAGGGAGAAGAAGGCUCUCAAGGCACCAGUGCCAGCGCCGAAAUCAAAGAAAGCUCCUGCGGUCAAUGGGGCAAAGACGCGAGUAAACGGAAAGCCCGUGAAGAAAUUUGCGCCUGCACCGGCUGAAGACGACGACGAUGUCAUGUCCGAUAGCGCAGAAGAUGUCGAGAUGGCAAAUGUUAAAGUCACUGGACUAGACGCGCUGGGCAGUGCAUCGGAAGAUGAGGAGGACAUCGAGCUCGACGAUGACGACUUUGCAGACUCUGGUUCGGACAUCAUGGACUCAGACGAUGAGAUCAAGAAGGUUGGCAUGUGGUCAGAUGAGGAAGACGAGGACGACGUUGAGGAGAAGCUCACGGCAGCAAACAUUGAGGGUCUGUCGCGGAAGCUCGAUAUGCAAAAGGCAGUGGAGGAAGCAGAGGCAGCCGCUGAACUCGAGGAGGCGAACCUACAGACGAACAUCGCUGGAGAGCGACCAAAGGUCCUUGAUGACGUGGAUGAGGAGGGCCGCCCGAUCACAAACCUUGUCACGCAAGACGUGCAGCUCCUGCGAACACGACUGAACGACACAGUCCGAGUGUUGGACGACUUCAAGAACCUUGCAGAACCCGGUCGAUCAAGGACAGAAUACAGGGCGCAGAUGUUGAAGGAUAUCUGCGCAUACUACGGCUACUCGGAGUUCCUCGCUGACAAGCUGCUCAACCUCUUCCCUGCUCGCGAAGCUUUCGCCUUCUUCGAAGCCAACGAGACACCCCGACCCAUCGUGAUCCGCACAAACACCCUCCGCACACAUCGAAGAGAACUUGCGCAGUCGCUCAUCAACCGUGGCGUACAGCUUGAGCCUGUCGGAAAAUGGUCAAAGGUCGGUCUGCAGAUCUUCGAGUCGCAAGUGCCUCUGGGUGCCACACCCGAAUAUCUUGCUGGUCACUACAUCCUUCAAGCAGCCUCUUCGUUCUUGCCCGUCAUGGCUCUUGCGCCCCAAGAGCAUGAGCGUGUGCUCGAUAUGACUGCUGCGCCCGGUGGUAAGACGACGCAUAUUGCUGCUCUGAUGAAGAACACCGGCUGCAUAUUCGCCAACGAUGCAAACAAGGAUCGUGCGAAGGGUCUGAUCGGUAACAUCCAUCGUCUGGGUGUCAGGAACAGCGUCGUAUGCCAUUACUCUGCACUCGAGUUCCCCAGGGUCAUGGGUGGCUUUGACCGCGUCCUGCUCGAUGCGCCCUGCUCAGGUACCGGUGUCAUCGCAAAGGAUGCCAGUGUCAAGACAAACAAAACCGAGGCCGAUUUCAUGAAGCUCCCCCAUCUGCAGAAGCAGCUUAUUCUGUCCGCCAUCGACUCUGUGGACCACCAUAGCAAGACUGGUGGAUACAUUGUCUACUCUACCUGUUCGGUUACCGUUGAGGAGAACGAGCAGGUCAUCCAGUAUGCGCUGAACAAGAGGCCGAACGUCAAGCUCGUGGAGACCGGCUUGACUUUCGGUAAGGAGGGUUUCACAAACAUUGCUGGAAAGGUACGCUACUAUCCCCACACCUACAACGUCGACGGCUUCUUCGUCGCAAAGUUCAAAAAGAUCGGCCCCACGCCCGCGAACGCAGUUGGCGUCAACGAGUCCACCAGCAACAAGAAGCAGAAGCCAUCAGACAGCUCUAUCCCAGUCGAAGUCGUGGACAAGACACCGAUUGGUGAGGACGAGGAAGAGUCCGACUUUGGCGGUUUCGACGACGACGAGGAUGAGAUGUACAUGAAACGUGCCCAGGCAAAGACCAUGCGCAGGAAGGGCAAAGAUCCCAAGGCUGCACCACCCAAGUCACCACAGUCGAACGGUGUUGCAAAGGAGAAGAAUGAGAAGGUGCAGCAGAACGGAGAUGCCACGACGGAGGACGAGACGCCCGUGAAGGCAAAGAAAGAGAAGAAGGCCAAGGAGGCGCCCGUUGUUGCUGAGGUUAAGGUCACCACCGCUACCGGUGCGGGCAAGAAUGGGGUUGAGGUCGAGUCGAAGUCAAGGAGAAAGGGUGGAAAGAAGGCAGGUAAGGCGGGCAAGGCGCAGUAA
This is a messenger RNA of Parastagonospora nodorum SN15, 2178 nucleotides long. RefSeq lists its product as hypothetical. Lineage: Eukaryota; Fungi; Ascomycota; Dothideomycetes; Pleosporales; Phaeosphaeriaceae. The record is from RefSeq and is a predicted model, not a curated record. The coding region runs from base 1 to 2178 and encodes 725 amino acids. Gene Ontology annotation, biological process: maturation of LSU-rRNA; rRNA base methylation. Gene Ontology annotation, molecular function: rRNA (cytosine-C5-)-methyltransferase activity; RNA binding. Gene Ontology annotation, cellular component: nucleolus. The transcript is spliced from 3 exons.